UUAUUUUAUUUGUCCAUCAAGUAAAUAAACACUGUAAUAUCACAGUUUGUUUUCCAAUCUUUAAUCUUUAAUAGUUAUUUUUGUGUUUUUCUUUUUGUUUUACAUUGAGUUAUUAUUUAUUUAUACUUAUAAACUAAGAAAUCUAAAAUCUAAAUAGGAAAGGAUUUACCGUGAUAAAAAUUAACUAUAUUUUGUUACGAUAGAUUAUGACUGAUGAAAUGUCGUUACCCGAUAUUAUGAAGGAAAUAAAAAGGCAAUAUAGAAAGACACAAAAAAUUGAAAAAACUAUUGAAUUGAAAAAUCAAAAAUAUUAUGAAAUGAAAGUCAGUCUUAAUAGGCUAAACAUACAAAUAGAAAAACAAAGUUUGUUUAAAAAAAAGUUAAUGAAUGAAAUUAAUAGUUUUAAAAAAACAAAAAAAGAAUACGAAAAUGAAUUAAAUGAUGCUUUAUAUAAUAACAGAAUAAUUACUUCAAAGAUUAAUUAUCAAUUUGAAGAAAUACAAAGAUUAUUGGCUGAAAAAGAUGAUAAAAAUGAAUUCCUUGAUCAGCAAAUGAAAAUCACUAAUUGCACCAAUAAAACAACUACGCUUUUGUUAAAGGUAUUAGUUAAGAGAUUGGAAAGUGAAAAUGAAGACAAAUAUUACAAAUCAUUAUGCAAAACUUUUAUGAUACAGGAUAUUUUAUCCAAUAACAUUAAUAUUGAAAAAACGAUUAAGUUGACGGAGGACAACAUUAGUUUGAGCGAAAAAUAUCAUAUUUCCAAGAAAGAUCUAAAAUCGGUACUAGAUAACGUCGAAGCUUGUAAAUACAAUUAUGGGUCAUAUUUUGACGAAUUCUACAAUGGAGCAGAUAAAACUGAAAUACUGAAGUUGAUAAUGUCAACCUUCAAUCAAUUAAUUACUAAUGGAUAUAUGUGCUAUUGGAAAUCAAUGACUAAAGUACUAAAGAAAAAUGCAGACCUCUGGACGACGCCAACACAAGAUUCAUUUGGAAUGCAUUUUAAAUUCAAUUUUCCGUUCGACUGUGUUGACAAAAAUAAAAAUUUAAUUACAAAUCAUAAUCAGAUAGAUAACGGUUUUAAGUCUUUACAUUAUUAAAAUAACUGCUGUCUAUAGACUCUUUUAAUGAAUAUUAUGUUGCAGUAUUUGUCGGAUGUAAAGUUAUUACUACGCCGUAUAUAUUAGGUUUCUUAUGUUCACCAAUAAUUGUUAUAAAAUAAUUAAUAAUAUUUUAUUUUAAAUUGUAUUUAUUUAUUGUUGAAAUUUACAAUGUAGAAUUAUUUUUAUAAUAAAUAUUAAACCAU
Aphis gossypii (cotton aphid) is the source of this 1303-nucleotide messenger RNA. RefSeq lists its product as uncharacterized. The record is from RefSeq and is a predicted model, not a curated record. The transcript has 7 exons. Bases 207 to 1097 code for a protein of 296 amino acids. Lineage: Eukaryota; Metazoa; Arthropoda; Insecta; Hemiptera; Aphididae.